Messenger RNA from Phacochoerus africanus (Common warthog), 1300 nucleotides. RefSeq names its product ribonuclease 7-like. Gene Ontology annotation, biological process: defense response to Gram-positive bacterium; defense response to fungus; innate immune response. Gene Ontology annotation, molecular function: nucleic acid binding; RNA nuclease activity. The record is from RefSeq and is a predicted model, not a curated record. Bases 89 to 559 code for a protein of 156 amino acids. NCBI's taxonomy places the organism in Eukaryota, Metazoa, Chordata, Mammalia, Artiodactyla, Suidae. The transcript has a single exon.
AGCAGACUUAGGCAGGCUAAUUUCCCCCUUCCUGCUCUCUGUCCCCAGAGACCCCAGCCCUCUGUUCUGACGGUUCCCCCUAGGAGAGAUGGCACCAGCCAGAGCAGGAUUCUGCCCUCUGCUGCUGCUCCUGCUGCUGGGGCAGUGGGUGGCCAAGGACCCAGUCAGUGCCAAGCCCAGACACAUGACUUCAGCUCAGUGGUUUGAAACCCAGCACGUGCAGCCCAGACCUCAGGGAUGCAACACUGCGAUGGGUGCCAUCAACAAGUACUCAAAACGAUGCAAAGCCCUCAACACCUUCCUGCAUGAAUCCUUCUCCAGCGUGGCCACCACUUGUCAGACCUCCAUCAUAGCCUGCAAGAAUGGCCAUGAAAACUGCCAUCAGAGCCAGAAGCCUGUAUCCCUGACCACGUGUAUGCUUACCUCGGGGAGGUACCCAGACUGCAGGUACAAAGAAAAGCAACUGGUUGCUCCUUAUAUUGUAGCCUGUGAACCUCCCCAGAAGGAGGACUCUGGGAAACUCCAGCUGGUUCCUGUCCACUUGGACAAAGUCCUUUAGGUUUCUAGCCUUCUUCGUGCUUGGGCCAUGCCUUAAUUCCCUCUCCAGGACUCUGGAUCACUCUUAUGCCCAGAAGGUUCCCUUCUGACAUCUCUUGGGGCCCUUCUUAGCUCAGGCUCCUCUGAGGGGUGUGGAGGGUUGAGGCUGAUACCUUAGUCGUCUAAACUCCAGAAGAGAUGGUGUUUCAACUCUUUGUUGCUGUUUUCCCAGGAGCUUACCCCCAGGAAGCUUAGGGGCGUGGGUUCCUUGGUCUGUGCCUCACACAUCUCUCCCCUGCCCCCUCUUCUCAUGGCACCAUGACAAGAAAAGGAAAGAAAUGGAAAAGGAGUGUGUGGGAUUUAUGGAAAGAGUUAUGGCUGUCCCUAAACCAGGCCCCUUUCCCAGCUGUGAUGUGGUCGUGAAGUGGCCCGAGUACAGAGAGGCAACCAGAAGGAAAGACGGCCAAGAGUCACCUCUUCAUAUUGACACAGCAUUUCACACCUUUCCCGCUGUGUCCUUUGAGACAUAGACUUGACAGGGAUCCCUUGCCUUCUUCGCAGAUGAGGACGUUGAGACUUCAGAAAGAUUGAUUAAUUAAAAAGCUUGUCAAGUUGUUAGUAGCAGAACCUGGACUUGAAACCAGGUCUCCUGCCUCUAAAUACUUUCUUUACUGCUGGGCAAAAAAGGGGGAGACUUCUGCAGGGGCCAGAGGGAAACUAGGUAAGAGUUCAUCCGUGAAGAAAUGUACCGAGAGCUCUGAAG